This is a messenger RNA of Corylus avellana, 2680 nucleotides long. NCBI's taxonomy places the organism in Eukaryota, Viridiplantae, Streptophyta, Magnoliopsida, Fagales, Betulaceae. The record is from RefSeq and is a predicted model, not a curated record.
GAUUUGUUGUGCUGCCUGUCGACCAAAGACGAAGCCCAGAAGUUCCACCGGAAAUACGAGAAACCGAUUCGAUUGGGUUCCUCGGAAUCAUAUAAUUCUCGAACAGGUUUGCCUAAUACAUAGUAGAUAUGUCUGUUGCAUUGACACCUGCUAAGAGACCACAUGAUCGGAACCUUACAGAGCCAAAUGGAAAAGGGAAGUGGCAAAAGACGCAGAAUCAACCUGUGAAAUUCUCUCCUGGGACUGUCGUCUUCCGUUUACUCUGUCCCGCUUCCAAAACUGGUGGUGUUAUUGGAAAAGGGGGCAGCAUUAUAUCUGAAAUUCGGCAACAAACUGGUGCAAAGGUCAAAGUCGAGGAAACUGUCCCUGGUUGUGAUGAGAGAGUUGUUGUUAUUUCAGGUUCUGAUAAAGAGGCCGAGGUGACAGCUGACCUGGGCCAGAAGGAUGGUGGUGAAGAGCCAAAAAUGGAUGAAAAGCAUGACAAUGAAAUAGAACAGAGUGAGAACAAUGAAGAUAAAGAAUCUGGUCCUGUGGAAGAUCCUAAAUUGGAUAAGGGAACUUCAUCUGUGCAGAAGGCCCUGUUACUUGUUUUUGAGAGAAUAAUAGAAGGAGAUAUGGAGACAGGUGGAGGGGAAGAAGACAGUAAUAAACCUUCAAUUGUUUUGAGGUUACUCGUGCUUUCCAGUCAAGUGGGCUGCCUUUUGGGAAAGGGUGGCAGCGUAAUCAAGCAGACGUCAGCUGAAAGUGGGGCACAAAUACGGAUUCUUCCUAGGGACAAACUUCCUCAGUGUGCAUCAGUUGCUGAUGAAUUAGUUCAGAUCACUGGGGAGGUUGAUGCAGUUAAGAAAGCUCUUCAAUCUGUUUCGCAACAACUUUUGGAGAAUCCACCUCGGGAUCAUGAUCCCUCCUCUGCCAACUCUUCAGGGCCACCAUCUCAUUCAUUUGGUCACUUUCAUCCUAGGCCAGAUGCAUAUCCACUGCCCAACCGUUCUUUUGCUCCUCCUGGAGUACCUUAUUCUUCUGGACCUCGUGAUGUUGCUGAUUAUAAUUCUGCUCCUCCUCCUCUGAUUGCUAAAUAUCACGAAACUGGUAUCCCUGGUCGAAUGAAGCCUGCACAGGAAGUAUUAACCUUCCGAUUAUUGUGCCAUGAUGAAAGAGUAGGUGGUGUGAUUGGAAAGGGAGGAGCAAUAAUAAAGACUCUUAAGCAGGAGACAGGUUGUGAGAUCAAAGUUAUGGAAGGUGUGUCUGAUUCACAGGAUCGCAUCAUUGUCAUAUCUGGUGCAGCGCACCCUGAUGAUAGGAUAUCAGCUGUGCAAGAUGCAGUUCUUCGCGUGCAGACAAGGAUAGUCAGAGCUGUACCAGAUAAUAAGGAGCAGAGCAUAUUAGCAAGGCUUCUUGUUUCCUCCAAUCAAAUUGGCUGUCUCCUUGGCAAGGGUGGUUCCAUCAUAGCUGAAAUGAGGAAGUUAUCUAGGGCACAUAUUCGCAUAUUGGGGAAGGAUCAGAUUCCAAAGUGUGCUUUAGAAGAUGAAGAAGUUGUUCAGAUAAAUGGAGAAUUUGAUGCAGUUCAAGAGGCUCUCUUACAAAUAACGACGAGGUUGCGGCAUCAUUUUUUUCGUGAUGCGUUUCCUUCUAUUAAUUAUUCUUCAAAUCCUUCGUUUCUGGAUCAAGUAUCUCCCUUCCCAUCAUAUAUGGGAAGGAGGGAACUUUCACCUCCAGGAAUGUAUUCUAAUCUGGGCCCAUCAUUUCACAAGUUUGAUGCCGCUGGUGGCCCACCUCCACAUGGGGGUUUUCUUGCCCAUGAUGAUCGUUCCCCCUUUAUGCACAAUAUUCAUAGACUUGGUGCCCCCCCUUUUUUAUCUGAAAGAAAGCCGUGGGGUCCUCAGGGACUAAUGGAAGGUGGUGGCCCUAUAGGCUUGCCAGACUUUGCUGGAGGCCCCCAAAGAAGAUUUGGAGGAAGCCAAGCAACUAUUAUAACAAGCACCACUCUUGAAGUUGUUGUUCCUAGUUCUCUUGUUCCGAUAAUCUAUGGAGAAGAUGGUGAAUGUUUGAAACAAAUUCGUCAGAUCUCUGAUGCAAAAGUUGCAAUUACGGAGCCAAAGCCUGGGGCAAUGGAAACUGUGAUUAUAAUAUCUGGAACACCUGAACAAAGCCAUGCUGCACAGAGUCUUAUUCAAGCAUUUGUAAUGAGUGAGGCUGAGUCCAGUUGAUCUCUUCAUUCAGGUGAUACUGUUGAUGAGCAUAUCCAUUUGUUCAUUAGCAGAAAACAUAUUGAGGAUCUUGAAGACUGGAGAUUGCGAGAAUUCUAAUGGUGCUGUUCUGUAUAUGGUGGCUUUUAUUGGUUUUUUGCUUUAACGAUUCCGGUUGGAGGAUCCACCGCCAAAUGGUUGCUGAUUGCAUAGGUACAUGCUGAGAGCCAUUUAGGUUGUGAUUAUCUAGCAAAACUUAUGGCACAAAUGAGGCACCAAAUUAAACAUGCAAUGUUAUUAGCAUACUUUCUUUUUUUUUUUGUUGGGUAAGUGAAGAUAAAAUUAGUUUUAUAGAGCAAAAUUCUCCCACCUUUGAAGUGCAUGAUUCUUGUAACUGCUAGAAUUUUAUUCUUAAGCAAGCGGAAUAUUAGGGUUCAUAUGUACUUCAAAGUCUAUGUAGGCUUAAUUCCAAUGAAUGGAGGAACAUUGAUGCA